AUGACGAUGGCCCAGGCCUCGAGCCCUCCAGUGCUCACACCGCACAAGAUAACUAGAAGCUAUUCAGAACAGGUUGCCGAGCUUCGAGCAAUCAAGGACAAGUGUAUUGGUCAUCUGCAAAACAAAGAAGAAUGGGUCGAGAAGGGUAUACUGGGGUCUAUCCUCCAGGCGCUACAAGUCCUAUCUUAUAUUUCUCUCGCCCACCUAAACUCGCCCCGGGUCGUUCUGACAGCCCUCCGCAUCAUUCGCAACAUGACCGAGGCCACGAGUGCUGCUCUACCAGGUCACGAUGAUCUCAACAGAUUGGCCGAGGCUCUAUUCAGACCGGAACAUCUCGAGUCAUUUUAUGCUAUUCUUACACAACCUUCUGCCGAUUCGGUCAUACAAGAGCAAAAGCGCUUGGUCUUGAGUUCGAUUGCCCGGUUAUGUAAUAAAGAGGAACAUCAAAACGUUUUGGCCGACAGUGGUGUUCUGGAUGCGCUCGCGACGAUACUGGCCAGUUUCAUUGUGGCCCGAGGCGAGGUCAUACCUGGAGCGGAAAUGGUUGCGGAAACAGAUGGCCUAGCUGAUAUGAUUCCAGCCCCGGCUCCCCGAGGGGCAAGUCUCGCCUUGACGUUGGAAGCAAUAUCGGCCAUCAUUUGCAACUCUAAGUUCCGUUGUUGCAUGUUUGUGCUUUCUCCGGCAAUCCUAGCCGUUCUCCCUUUGAUCGACUUUACCCCUGCGUCAGCAGAACCAAGGGCUUCUGGUGCUGGCGGUGCCGCGGGCAAAAGCCACGGGGCCAUGGACUAUCUCCUUCCCCUAAUGCCCGGUUCCCAGUCUAGGAGCAGUUCCCAGGUUGCCCAGCUUCCUCCCUCCAGCUUGUCGCGGAAUGCUUCAUCAAACAGGCGCUCUCAGACAUACAAAUUUACUGGCCUCGAUCCCGCCAGUGAGGACUCGGAUGCUGACAACCCGGAGAGUCCUGUGGUGCCCUGGCUUCUCAAUCUUGUGCGGAAGACAAGUGGGCUCGAGAGGGUGGCAGCGGCUUCUGUUCUGACGUCUCUGUUCAAAGCCAACCUCACCCGCCUGGACCGAGAACAGGAACUGGCUUACCUCCUUGUGCCUAUACUCUGCAAUCUGAUAAGGGAUCAUAUGAAGGAAAUUCCUCCGUCGAUUUACACGACCACAUUUAUUGACAGUGAUACGGAAAAGGACUGGGCCAUUCUGGAGAAAACGCCGGAAGUGUUGGCGCGCUUGGUUGGGGGGAGCGAGAUCUUGCAGAAGUCUGCUCAUGAGUGUGGCGUAAUCAAGACAACGGCCAAGCUUCUCAAGGAUGCAUAUGAGCUCUUGGCUUCGCCGUUGAUCCCGAGCCCGUGGACAGCAUUUCCCCGUCAGAGUAUGGUUUCGGAAGGGAGCCCUCCAUCGUGCCAACUCGGACCGCCGGGGCCGGUCCCAUUGUACAUCCAUAGGAUCAGGAUGAGGUACAGUGCACUGACGCUCGUGGCGGGGAUGUGUUCAUCGCGAGAGGAUUACCGCAAGGAGCUUGCUUCUCAGGAGCUGGUUCCUUUUAUUGUCGAGUCGCUUGCGGUACGACCCGGGAAGCCCCAAAAUCGAAAGGGGAAGUCGGCUUCCAAGAAGGAAGGGAAAGAUGGGGCUGAGAGGUUGGCUUAUGGACAGAACCCCACCAGCGUGAUUCUGGCGGCCUGUCAUGCGUUGCGGUGUCUCGGGCGAUCAGUCAGUAUUCUAAGGACGACCUUUUUAGAUCACGAUGUCUGGCAGCCUGUUUACAAGCUCAUGAAACACCCCGAUUUGGAGGUGCAAAUUGCAGCUUGCAGUGUUGUCAUCAACCUCUUGGCAAGCUCCAGUCCCAUGGUUGAGAUCCUCUGCGAACAAGCACACUCUCACGAGCCAGGGCUGCGUCUCAACGCGGUCUGGGCACUCAAGCACUUGAUCCUCGAAGUUGACAAUAGCCGCAAGAAGCAACUCCUGGAGGAGUUGGAACCCGGGUGGCUCAUCCAGCUGAUCAGCGAUGACACAUCCGAAGAGGGUGCGCCGUACACGCGGCCGCGACGCUCCACGGAUGCUGACGAAGACGAGGAUAUGGACGCGGAAACGACAGAGGAAGAGGAGCCUCACUUGUGGACAUGGCGGGGCAUGGAUGGAAACCCUCGCAGGAUGAACUCGCCGCGGAUGCAAAAAGCGAAAGAAAAACUCGAGAUGCUGCGGAAAGCGGACCUGAACCCGGCGCGGAAAGCAAGGAACGACAUGAUUGCGAUUCAGGAGCAGGCGCUGGGUUUUAUUCAAAAUUUCAUCAUGAACCCGAACACACCGCAGGACCAGACGGAGCUGGUGGAUUACUUGUUUUCGGAGCUGGGGGAGAACAGGUUGUUUGGGAUUCUGGCGAACAAGCUCAAGGUACGGGUGGUGGGGGCGUUUGGCCGGAAGUAUUCCAAGGGGAGGGACACGCUGGCGCUGUACCCACAGGCGAAGAUCAUUAUGGCUAUCACGUUUAUCUUGGUGCACAUUGCGGCAAGUAUCCCCAGGCAUCGACAGUUGGUGAUUGCGCAGACCGAGUUGUUGAAGCUGCUGGGGGGCAGCCUCGACAACGAAUCGGUGGAUGUGAGGAGAGGUCUUUGUCACUUGUUUGAGAACCUGAGCGUCCUGGAGGAUGAUGAGGACAGGCAGCCUUGCGCGCAGAGGGCGUCGGAGCUGGCUAAGCUUGGGGUCUUGUCGAAGCUGGAGGGUUUGGAGACUAAUGAUGCGGAUCUAUAUGUGAGAGAGAGGGCGAAGGCGGCGGUGGCUCAGUUCAAGACUCCAGCAAUGGCUUAG
Podospora anserina S mat+ is the source of this 2805-nucleotide messenger RNA. RefSeq lists its product as uncharacterized. Gene Ontology annotation, cellular component: GID complex. The transcript has 3 exons. Lineage: Eukaryota; Fungi; Ascomycota; Sordariomycetes; Sordariales; Podosporaceae. The record is from RefSeq and is a predicted model, not a curated record. Bases 1 to 2805 code for a protein of 934 amino acids. Gene Ontology annotation, biological process: proteasome-mediated ubiquitin-dependent protein catabolic process.